UGUGGUCGUCUGACUCUAAAAACGAUGUCCAGGACGCGCCCAGACAGGUGACAUGAGAAGCACGUGGGCUCCGUUGCAAGGACGUCACAGCUGUGGACUCAAAUAGCUCUUGGCCGCGUCCUGGGAUGGCUUUGCCUAACAGGUCUUCACUCCCUUGCAGGCGUGGUUUAUGCCCACCUAUUGGCUCUCGCUCUGUUCACAGGACACUCACGUGGAAUCUGCCUCCUCACUGUCUUCAGCCCCCUUACUUACGGCCGUGCCAGCCGCCCUGCUGCACAGCCAGAGGCCCUGAAGCUGCAGCUGUCGGGACCCUGACCCCCGGAGGACUGGCUGCCAGCGUGUACAGUAGCGCGCCGAGGGCUUUGGUGCCCGACUUGCAGGCAGCAGCAGAGGUGUCAUCAGCAAAGCAAAAGUGUUUUCAAGGAAUGAUCAAGAAAACAUCAAUAUAUAACCAUCCAUUAGUUCAUCGCUUAAUGGAUGCAGAAGCUCAAAAAGAGAACAGAGGAGGUGAUGACAAGAAAGUGGUCGCAGAGAUCAUGGCAAGAUGUUUUGUUCCAGCUUCUAUAACAGCCCCCUCCUGGGAGGGAUUCCACUUUGCUGGUCAGGAGAUCCGGAUCAGGGAGGCCAUGGAUUGUUACGGUGCUGUUGUUUGGCCAUCGGCCCUUGUUCUAUGCUAUUUUCUGGAAACAAAUGUAAAGCAAUAUAAUAUGGUCGACAAAAAUGUGAUUGAAAUUGGAGCCGGAACAGGACUGGUCUCCAUCGUGGCGAGCCUACUCGGGGCACAUGUGACUGCCACAGAUUUACCCGAGUUACUUGGAAACCUGCAAUAUAAUAUUUCCCGGAACACCAAAAUGAAAUGUAAGCACUUGCCUCAGGUUAAGGAGCUCUCCUGGGGCAUCGCCUUAGACAAGAACUUCCCCAGGUCUUCCAGCAACUUUGACUACAUCCUGGCGGCCGACGUGGUCUACGCGCACCCUUUCCUGGAAGAACUCCUCAUUACCUUUGACCAUCUGUGCAAAGAAACCACCGUCAUCCUCUGGGUCAUGAAAUUCAGGUUGGAGAAGGAAAAUAAAUUUGUAGAUAGAUUUAAGGAGUUGUUUGACCUGGAGGAGAUUUCCAGUUUCCCCAGCCUGAAUAUUAAGUUGUAUAAAGCUGUGAGGAAAAAUCGGAGGAAUGCAUGAUAUUCUCAAAGGAGGACUGGCAAAGCGAAGGCAAUUUCUAGCAGAUUAUUACUUGAACAAAGACCCUGGGUAAUCUGAUGUAGCACUGACUUUCCCAAGGGAACACACACACACACACACACACACACACAAUCACCCCAGACAGGGAUCUUCCCAGGUACAGCACGUGGAUCUGGAGGACGGCAAAGCCAUUCUGUGUGCUGAUUGGUUAGGACAAUGUCUGCUUUCCUUCUCUCUCUAGAGCACCAUUUGUAAUUAUCAUCAUUUUAAUAAUUGGUACACUUGAUUGAUAUUGUUAAUGCAUAACUGUAGAGUGAUGUUUUUUAAUCAUGACGUCUCUAAAAUAUUUUAAACAUAAGCUUAUGCAAUUCUCUCUUCAGAAAUAAAGAAAUGGGUUCUGCAAAUAAACCUGAAAAGACAGACAUGGAACGUGA
Messenger RNA from Camelus dromedarius (Arabian camel), 1615 nucleotides. RefSeq names its product putative methyltransferase-like protein 21E. Lineage: Eukaryota; Metazoa; Chordata; Mammalia; Artiodactyla; Camelidae. The record is from RefSeq and is a predicted model, not a curated record. Gene Ontology annotation, molecular function: protein-lysine N-methyltransferase activity. The coding region runs from base 126 to 1181 and encodes 351 amino acids. The transcript has 5 exons. Gene Ontology annotation, cellular component: cytosol; cytoplasm. Gene Ontology annotation, biological process: peptidyl-lysine methylation.